UGCAGUUUUCAGAAUUUCUAGCCAGCAUUGCCUACUAAGGACUUGCGAUCCCAAGUUGUGUGGCGGGUGGGGAAGGCUGGGGAAGACCUCUUUGGCCAAAGACUGAAGACCAGGCUGGGGAAGGCUUAUGUAAAGGAUCAAAGCUGUGUGUUGCGCCAUGGCUUCUCACACCAGUUUGCCCCCUUGCUUUCCUUUGGGGGCCGGAAUCGUCCUUGGCUGCCGCUGGCCCUCUCCCGUUUACUGUGGAAAACAUCCUCUCUGCCGAUGACCUGGGCUUGGCUGCCUGCCGGAGGGGAUGUUGGCACAGCGAGGGAGCGUCAACUUGGUGCCGCCACCGUCCAGAGGGGGAAAAUAGGCUGUCCUUGUGCAGCGGUACUUCCUGUUUACAAGCCUGGAUAUACAAUGAAGGUGCCUGUCGCUGUUCUGCGCCUACCCCGUGGACCUGACGGGUCAAGCCGCGGCUUUGACCCCCAUUCUCCUCGCUUCCAGGCUCUGGGGCCCAGCAGCCUGCCUUCCAGGGCGUGUAAGGACCCAGCUGCCCUGGAGCAGGAGCAGCAAGCACGCGUCACUCUGCGGGAGCACUACUUGCGCAGCCUCUUUGCCAUGGUUGGCCAGCCAGUUAACUUCGUAAUGUACGAGAAGGUCAACGUCACCGCCUUAUUUGGAGCAUCGGACAUCGACAUCCUGAACUUCCAGGUUUCUGAGCUCCAGACUCCGCUGGGGACUCAGAGGGAAGCCCUCCUCCGUUGUUCGGACAUCAUCGCGUAUUCCUUUGAACUCUGAAGGGUCGCCCCCUUUCACAAGAGAGCCUCCGAUGAGGGCAGAGACUGGUGUCAUUUUUUUUUUCAGUUGCAGCUCUAAGAUAAACAAAGAGCAACAAUCCAGUGGAUACAGCAACUACAAAUUCUCUGUGCGAUCAGAGCAGCUACCCCAGAAGUGGGAGCUUGCUCGAUCUCAGUGAUUCAUCUACUUCCAGUUGCGGUGUCUGUGUCUGUGUGAAGAGCAGAAGGGACUCCUAAGUACUGUGUCCCCCUCUCCCCCUCCCUUUUUUCCUUCUCAUCCGUAAAAGAGUUGCAGGAGUUCUGGCUUCACAUGCUACAAAAACCAGCAAGGGAGGUCCCUAUCCCCAGUGCCGUUUCAACACCCGAAACAACAGAGGGAGGCGAGUCACAGGUGUGGGCAGCAGCACAGAACUAACAUCUCAAAUUUGUCUGGCUUUUAUUUUAUUUUAUUAAGUUUAUUUUUUCUGACAAAAACAAAAACAACAAUGUACAGCAUUAUUACACAGCAGGGUUACAUGGGGCCUGGCGAGCCAGCGGGGUGAAAGUCACCAGCAUGGCACCGUGCCAGGAAUUAGUCUUAGUGGCGGUAGUGAGGGCUCCGGGAUCGUGACCGUGAGUGCCUGUGAGAAAGAGAAGAGGCUGCUUGAGUACCGAGAGAUGGGCAGGGAAGCUUACCUACCGGCUGAUGACUCCCAUCGUCUUCAAUGGAAGUGGAGAACUUGGCAGGAACAGCAUUUUGACCCUUGCUGCAGUGGCACAUUCCUUUUCACCACUCAGCCACAAAAUAACCCACCAAGGGCUUUGGGGAAAGGGUAUCUCUGGCUCCAAGCGGGCCCUUCCCCAACCUGCUGCCUUCCAAACAGAGCAAGUGUGAGAAAAGCCAGCCUACGGUAUGUUACAGGCUCCCCCAUUUACCCUGGUGAGUUUCCUGAAUGCACUGAGUUGGCCACGGUAUGACUGAAUGCUGGACCAGAUCGGCCUUUGAAGGUUUUAAUUUGCAUUUUUUCCUAUGUAAACCACCGAGAGUCUCUUGGAUUGUGGCGGCAUAGAAAUACGUUUAAAAAUAAAUAAAUAUAGCCUGAUUCAGCAGAGCUCUUGCAUUCAAAACAAAGCCAAGCAUUCAAGUAUUUCACAUCAAUUACUCCUCCUCCAAUGGCUGGGACACUUUCAUUUCCAAAGUUGCUGGUUUCAACAUGGCAUCUGUACUCCUCCAUUCUGCUCCCCGUUAGCCCCUUCAGCACCCCCUAAGUAGAUAAAAAGCAGGCCUUACCUUCUUGAGGAGCUGUAUUCUCGACCUGCAAAACAAAUUCAAAUGAAUAAUAAAAUCUACAUUUACA
Molecule: messenger RNA, 2119 nt
Organism: Candoia aspera
Lineage: Eukaryota; Metazoa; Chordata; Lepidosauria; Squamata; Candoiidae
Gene: GEMIN7
Product: gem nuclear organelle associated protein 7
Exons: 2
Coding region: 265-783 (172 amino acids)
Biological process (GO): spliceosomal snRNP assembly
Cellular component (GO): SMN-Sm protein complex
Source: RefSeq, a predicted model, not a curated record